This is a messenger RNA of Paralichthys olivaceus (Japanese flounder), 1110 nucleotides long. NCBI's taxonomy places the organism in Eukaryota, Metazoa, Chordata, Actinopteri, Pleuronectiformes, Paralichthyidae. The record is from RefSeq and is a predicted model, not a curated record.
AUGACAGUUGUAAAUGAGGAGCCAACCUCAUUUGCCUGCAAAGCGACAGUGACGUUUGACGAAGAUGGAGUGGUUUGUCUGCGGACGCUGGGUUUGAGUGACGGAGCAGAGAUUUUGAUGGUGAUGGAGGUCAUAAAGAUUCCAGAGGCUGACAUGGUUUUGUCUAAGAGGGCUAUUAUACCUCCAGAGCUUUUCAGCGAAAUGGUCAAAUCGUGGACCAUAUCCAAUUCUUUAGAUCAGCAGUGUGACGAAGAGGAAUGGGAUAUUAUCUGGUAUGGCAUGGAUGUGUUCAUCCUGAUCACAGGGGUGGUGGCGAACGCCGCCCUGCUCUGGCUGUUUCUGAUGGAGAGGAAAUCACUGUCUGCCUCGAAGGUUCUAGGUUUGAAUCUUGCUGUGAUGGAUCUAAUCUUCCUGUCUACGGUGCCUCUUGGCUUAAUUCAGAUGGAUCCAUUGGACAUAAAAAACCAGUCAGUCGUUAUCAGGCCAAGUUUCAUUGCAUCUAAUCCAUUGGAAAAGGCAGCGAAGGUCUGCAGCAUCUUCAACCUGAUGGGCUGUCCCCUGCUGCUGACCUGCAUGUGUGUGGAGCGCUACCUGGCAGUGAUGAGGCCGGUGCUGUACCUGCAAGUGAGGAAGUGGGAGUACCGAGUGGACGUCAGCGCUGCGGUGUGGGCGAUCACCCUGGUCUUCGUUGUGGCUACAAUUCUUGUCCCUGAUGAAACCAUCAUCUUGUUACCUGUCUCCAUCAUCCUCUCCUGCCUCUUCAUCUUAAUGCUCGCCUGCCUCGGCAGCGUGAUCCGGUCACUGCAGCAGCAGAGCCCCGCCAUCACCACUAUUGGAAAAAAAGGAUGCACUGAGUCGACCCUAAAGAGACAGGCAGUGCUUAACGUGUUGAUUGUGGUGGUGCCAGCAGUGAUUUCAUACCUCCCAGUCCUGGUGAUGUCUCCCCUGGUCUUGAACCUAUUCUACAACAAUAUCAUUUUGGAUAGGGCCAUGUGUAAUGUCUUUGAAUUAUAUUAUUUGUUCCCCAGGCUUGGUGUGUUCAUAGGUCCUAUGUUCUACUUCUCCAAGGCAAGACAAAUGUGCUGCCUAAAUAGGACACAAGACAAAUGA